AUGUCCGUCGCCAUCGAAGUCACCGAAGUCCCAACAGCCCCCAAGUCCGCACAGCCCGUCCUAAUGGGCCAAAAGUCCCGAAUGCCUGAGUUUAGUCUCUCCGGCAAGGUCGUACUGGUCUCGGGAGCAGCCCGCGGUCUAGGCCUGACCCAAGCAGAGGCACUCUUGGAAGCCGGCGCGAAGGUCUACGCACUCGACCGCCUGGAAGAGCCAGCCCCCGAAUUUGAACAAAUCCAGCAACGCGCGAAGGAGCUCGGUACGGAGUUGCACUACCGUCGCAUUGACGUGCGUGACACAGAGCUUCUCAAUAGCGUCAUUGAAGCCAUUGCCAACGAUGAGGGGCGCAUGGAUGGCCUCGUUGCUGCAGCGGGUAUUCAGCAGGAGACUCCUGCGCUCGAGUACUCGGCCAAGGAUAGCAAUACCAUGUUUGAGGUUAACGUCACAGGGGUCUUCAUGACUUCCCAGGCUGUGGCUAAGCAAAUGGUUCGUUUCGGAAAUGGGGGUAGUAUCGCCAUGAUCGCCUCUAUGAGUGGCACUGUUGCCAAUCGGGGACUAAUUUGCCCCGCCUACAACGCCAGCAAGGCCGCUGUUCUCCAGCUUGCUCGCAAUCUUGCUGCCGAAUGGGGAACCUACAACAUCCGCGUCAACACCAUCUCCCCAGGCUAUAUUGUUACUGCUAUGGUUGAGAAGUUGUUCGUUGAGUUCCCCGAGCGCCGCGAGCAGUGGCCCAAGGAGAAUAUGCUCGGUCGUCUCUCCCGCCCGGAAGAGUACCGUGGUGCCGCGGUCUUCCUGCUUAGCGAUGCUAGCAGCUUCAUGACUGGUAGUGACCUCCGCAUGGAUGGUGGCCACUCUGCAUGGUAA
Penicillium soppii is the source of this 861-nucleotide messenger RNA. RefSeq names its product putative short chain dehydrogenase. NCBI's taxonomy places the organism in Eukaryota, Fungi, Ascomycota, Eurotiomycetes, Eurotiales, Aspergillaceae. The record is from RefSeq and is a predicted model, not a curated record. Gene Ontology annotation, cellular component: intracellular anatomical structure. The coding region runs from base 1 to 861 and encodes 286 amino acids. Gene Ontology annotation, molecular function: oxidoreductase activity, acting on NAD(P)H, oxygen as acceptor. The transcript is spliced from 3 exons.